CUCUUAUCACUGCACGAGCAUAGGUAGCGCUAUCCUGCCGCAGCCUCGACAGUCGCUGCUACCUCCAUUCGACUCGCGGACUCUAGCUUCAUGCUGUAGACCGUGUCACACGACGCAUCAUAUACCAAAGCCUAUCAUACCCUAAUCAAGGUUCCCAGACGGCGCGGCUCCGCAAUGGACGACGGUACCGAGCUCGAGGCACGCCCUCGUUCUCACACCACAAACAGUCAGGAUUCAUCAAAGACCCUCACGGGGCAGAGAUCCUAUUCAGUCUCUAUCAAGAAGGGGUCAUUGGACGGGCAGCGGGAUGUCUCGAGUGUUCUCAGCGUGAGAGAGGAGGACGUGGAGGAGGCGCCGGGAGAGUACAGGCUAUACAAGCGGAGGUUUGUAGGACUUGUUGGACUGAUGGUCCUCGGCGUCGUGACUGCCAUGCCAUGGCCAUGGUUUGGGCCUAUAUCUACUGCCACCGCUGCCCAGUUUCAUAUAUCCGUUGACCAGGUCAACUGGCUCGGCAAUAUCGUCGCCCUUGUAUACCUCCCUGUUUCAUUAAUGAUACCUUUAUUUAUCGACCGGUUCGGGAUACGGCGAGUGGCUGACUUUGGCGUUGUCAUGAUGCUCAUCGGGGCAUGGAUCCGAUACGCAGGAACGAUCCCGUCUUUAUCGCCCGGAGGCUCCUAUGCACUUCUAUUCCUCGGCCAGUUUAUAUCCGCUAUCGUGCAGCCUAUAUUCCAGGUCCUCGGGCCGCUAUACUCUGAAAGAUGGUUCAACCUCCGAGGGAGGACGACUGCGACCAUGUUGAUUGGUAUAGCGAACCCCGUGGGUGGAGGUCUGAGCCAGCUGCUUUCGCCUCUGGUCGGCACGCCGAAGCAAUCGGUUCUCGUGCUCGCUAUCAUAUCGUCCGUUGCGUCUCCUGCUACAUUUCUGAUUGGCGAGCGGCCGCCUACACCACCGACUUAUUCUGGAUCGAAGCCUUCCGAGUCUAUAUUGUCCCUCCUCCGCGCUAUGCUCGGCAUGAAGUGCCCCAAGAGAGCAUACAUGUCCCCGCGCGAGCGGCUGGACUUUGCGUUUGUCAUUCUCAUCUUUGGCGUUCUCGUCGGCGCAACCAACGCCUUCUCCGUCCUCUCCGCCGAAUACCUCGAGCCCGCGGGGUACAGCGACGACCUCAUCGGGCUCAUGGGCGCGACCCUGCUCCUCGCCGGGAUCGUCGGCGCCAUCGCCACCGCGCCUUUAUUCGACCGGUACUUCACGCACCACUACGGGCACACGCUCAAGACGCUCGUCCCGCUCGUCGCCGCCGGGUGGCUCUCGCUCGUGUGGGCGGUGCGGCCGGACAACGCGGGCGCGCUGUUCGCGAUCUUUGCGGUCGUGGGCGCGGGGUCCGUGGUGAUGCUCCCGAUUGGGCUCGAGCUGGGGUGCGAGUUGACGCGGAAUGCGGACGGGAGUGCGGCGCUGCUUUGGUGUAGUGGGAAUUUGUUUGGGGUGGUUAUGAUUCUUGCCGAAGGCGCCCUCCGUGCUGGCGCAGACGCGGCGCUGCCACAUGAUAUGCACAAGGGAAUUAUUUUGCAGGGCGCCCUUGUAGUUGGGUUCGGUGUCACCGUGUUCGGACUACGGGCAAAGCAGGCGCGAAGGCAGAUGGACGAGGCAAUGCAGAAGGAGGGCACACGUGCGGUUGAGAAUGCCGGAGAUGGGGAGGCGUAAGAUGUUGCGAGUCGUUGAGUACGGGUCGGGGGAUUUGGUUGUGGGCUGGGAAUAUCGGAUAUUCGGUUGCGUGUAGGAGGGUGCGG
Molecule: messenger RNA, 1784 nt
Organism: Coniophora puteana RWD-64-598 SS2
Lineage: Eukaryota; Fungi; Basidiomycota; Agaricomycetes; Boletales; Coniophoraceae
Product: MFS general substrate transporter
Exons: 9
Coding region: 175-1698 (507 amino acids)
Biological process (GO): transmembrane transport
Cellular component (GO): membrane
Molecular function (GO): transmembrane transporter activity
Source: RefSeq, a predicted model, not a curated record